Messenger RNA from Sorex araneus (European shrew), 2560 nucleotides. RefSeq names its product protein kinase cAMP-activated catalytic subunit alpha (gene PRKACA). Gene Ontology annotation, biological process: peptidyl-serine phosphorylation. Gene Ontology annotation, cellular component: nucleus; cAMP-dependent protein kinase complex. Lineage: Eukaryota; Metazoa; Chordata; Mammalia; Eulipotyphla; Soricidae. The transcript has 10 exons. The record is from RefSeq and is a predicted model, not a curated record. The coding region runs from base 213 to 1268 and encodes 351 amino acids. Gene Ontology annotation, molecular function: protein kinase A regulatory subunit binding; cAMP-dependent protein kinase activity; ATP binding.
GCGGACUUGGGCUGAGGUUCCCGGGCGGGCAGGCGGGCAGGCGGGCGGGCGCUGAGAGACGCGGGAAGCAGGGGCUGGGCGGGGGUCGCGGCGCCGCAGUCCGCGCAGCCAGCCCGAGGGGCCGCCGCCGCCGCCGCCCCGCGCGCUCCGGGGCCGCCGCCAGCACCCGCCCCGCCGCAGCUCCGGGACCGGCCCCGGCCGCCGCCGCCGCGAUGGGCAACGCCGCCGCCGCCAAGAAGGGCAGCGAGCAGGAGAGCGUGAAAGAGUUCUUAGCCAAAGCCAAAGAAGAUUUUAUUAAAAAAUGGGAAAACCCUUCUCAGAACACAGCCCAGUUGGACCAUUUUGAACGCAUCAAGACCCUCGGCACGGGCUCCUUUGGGCGGGUGAUGCUGGUGAAGCACAAAGAGACGGGGAACCACUAUGCCAUGAAGAUCCUGGACAAACAGAAGGUGGUGAAGCUGAAGCAGAUUGAACACACGCUGAAUGAGAAGCGCAUCCUGCAGGCCGUUACCUUCCCGUUCCUCGUCAAGCUCGAAUUCUGCUUCAAGGACAACUCGAACCUCUACAUGGUGAUGGAGUAUGUGCCCGGUGGGGAGAUGUUCUCACACCUGCGCCGCAUCGGGAGGUUCAGUGAGCCCCACGCCCGCUUCUACGCGGCCCAGAUUGUGCUGACCUUCGAGUACCUGCACUCCCUCGACCUCAUCUACCGGGACCUGAAGCCCGAGAACCUGCUCAUCGACCAGCAGGGCUACAUCCAGGUCACGGACUUCGGCUUUGCCAAGCGCGUGAAAGGCCGCACCUGGACUUUGUGUGGGACCCCUGAGUACCUGGCCCCUGAGAUCAUCCUCAGCAAAGGCUACAACAAGGCAGUGGAUUGGUGGGCUCUGGGGGUGCUCAUCUACGAGAUGGCUGCGGGCUACCCCCCUUUCUUCGCCGACCAGCCCAUCCAGAUCUAUGAGAAGAUCGUCUCUGGAAAGGUCCGGUUCCCGUCCCACUUCAGCUCCGACCUGAAGGACCUGCUGAGGAACCUGCUGCAGGUGGACCUGACCAAGCGCUUCGGCAACCUCCGGAACGGGGUCAGCGACAUCAAGGGCCACAAGUGGUUCGCCACCACUGACUGGAUCGCCAUCUACCAGCGCAAGGUGGAGGCCCCCUUCAUACCAAAGUGCAAAGGGCCCGGGGACACGAGUAACUUCGACGACUACGAGGAGGAGGAGAUCCGCGUCUCCAUCAACGAGAAGUGUGGCAAGGAGUUCUCGGAGUUCUAGGGGUGCGCCUCAGCCCCCGUCGGGCCCUCGCUUUGCUUAACGAUUUUCUUUUCUUUUUCCUUUUUUUUUUUGGUGGGGGCUGGCGGGUUGGACAGCCCGAGGGUCCCCUCAGAGUCCAGAUUUCAGCCCCAGGCGGUGGGGAGCAGGAAGCCCAGGUGAUGGAAACGGCAGAGACACUGCCGCCCCCUCCGCCACGCCACCCUCUCCAGCCCCUACCCUGCCCCAACCACUUGUUUUAAAUAAGUUUACCUAGGGUAGGGGUGCACUGGGGUCACUGGGAAGAAGGCUGCUCAACCCAAGCGACCCCUGCCCCCACAGCCUGGCUGUGGCCCCAGCAUGAAAGAGGGAAGGAGCACGCAGGCCCAGGAGCACCGCUGCGCCCGCGCGCUCGCUCACCCUGGGACCAGAGAACAGAGCGAUGCGCACGGGAACGCGCACGGGGCUUCUAGCUGGAAUAUUUGAAAAGACAAUUGACUAUCUCACUUACGUUCCAGCAGUGCCUCCUGCCUCCCUCCCGCCACCCCUGUCCUGCCCACCCGCCUCCCCGAAUCCAUUUGAACCCGGCUGGGAAGCAGAGCACCUUUGGAGGAAGGAGCUGGGGGGCUCGAACCUCGGACCUCCACCGCCCCCUCUGCUGCUCAUCGCCACCUUCCCCCUGCCCCUGCCGGGGGCGUCUGGGGCAGUCCCGACCUCCAGCAGCGCUGCCUCCUGCCCCGACACCAUUCUCAGCCCCUCGGGGCUUCGGGACCCAGACAAAGCAGCCGCCCCUCUCCCUGCAAAAGUCGCAGGCACCCGGGCCCAGGGCCAAGGACCCACUCGCCCUGCCCCCCUCCCCGAACUCCGCAGUUUUAUUCUCAGCUACAUGCCCAGCCGCCCCUGCCUCAGCUCAGUUGGGAAGGCAAGCUCCCCCUAAAAAAAAUAAAUAAAAAGACUUGGAUUAGGCAGAGACCCUCCCCCACAGGGCCCGGGGUUCAAGGUCAGGGCUGUGGGGAGGGGCCGCCUGGUCCAUCCACCCAAGCAACUCCGGGUCUCCCACCCACCCCGAUCCCGGGCCCCCCACCCUCAUUUUUGCUGUCUUCUCCCAGGAGAAAAGCGGGGAGCCACCCCAUCCACCCGCCCACUUGUCCCUGCCCCAACUUCUCCCGGUCCCGGGAGGAGCUCCGAGGCCAGGGUGGGCGGCCCAGGGGGUGCUGGGGCGAUUCAACCUGUGCGGGAAGGGCCGACUUCCUGAACCGUGUGCUGUUGUAAACAUAUUUGAAAACUAUUACCAAUAAAGUUUUGUUUAAAAAAAA